AUGGCUCUCGGUGCGAUCACUAUUACUCAUACUGGUGCCCACGAAGACAGUCUCGAAGGGCUUCACGAGGCAGAGAGGCAAUUACCUGCGAUCCAUGGACUUCAAGACCGGUGGACUGAUGAUCUCCCAGAAAUGACUCUGGAAGCUAAAACUAAAAGAUUGAAAGCAAUUGAGAUGUUUCAAACAUCAAACAAGAAAAUCAUAUGCGACCCGGCGCCCACCAGAUGGUCAGAAAUCACAGCAGCGCUAGCAACAGUUAAACAUAUUGUCCUACCACCAGAUCUCGACGAUCUUGCGUGUCUUUCCCAUGCGCCACCAACACCUCAUGUAGGUGUGAAUAGGUUAGUCAAAGCAACGUGUAGCCUGAUUGAAUGUUUUGAUCAAGGUGUAAUAGAAGUUUGGGUGGAAGCAUCCCCACUGGACCAGCUUGUAGUCAUUGCACUUGAAACUUUGCAAGAAGAUUAUUUGUCAAGAUCCGAGCGAUUGUGGGGGUUGAAGGUUUUGCGGUGUAUCCAAGCCUAUCUUCCAAGAGGAGACCUGGAACCUAUCAGGUCAAACCCGAGUACGGGACCUGUUUCUCGAGGAGCAUUGGAGCUCUUUUUGACUGAAGGACUCGAUCUCACAACGAUGAAAAAGCUGGCAAAUGACAACAUAAGUGAAGUGCUUGAAAGGGUUGAAAUUAUCGUGAACAUUAGGAACUACUUUGAAAAUUUUGGAAAAGCCAACCUGAAUGCCAACUUCAUCGAGAUAUUCGAUUCAUUACUUCAAAGAAAGGGCGCAGCUGGUAGGGAGACAUUACAAUGGAUAGCCUUGAGAUGCAUGCAGCACAUGGUGACUCUGGGUAAUUCCCCUAAAGAGACAGAUUGUGUCUUUCAUAUACUCGAGCAUAUCUCAACAUAUAACACGGCUUGUAGAGAGCGUAUACAAGAUCAUGUUACACGGAAUGAUCACUUUGGAAAAAUCUAUCAAGCCAUUUCCGAUAGAUUCAAGUAUCAAUCUGCUGUGCGGCCCAGCAUUCAAGAGUACUUUUCGCGUGAAGAUGUAGAUAAUUACGUUGGUAACCUUCUUUUGCCUUUCAUAGGCCUUUCAUUGGUUCAACGUGAACACAUCGAACAUAUCAUUACUUCUUUCAAAGCUCAAGAUUCUGCAUUGAAAGAUGGCACAGCUGAACUAUACGGCCUGGAUCCUGAUAAAGCACAAAAGUAUCGCGAAGAUCAAGAAUUUGUCAUUGGAAUCCUUUACAAAGCAAGUCCUUACAUCGAGGGUAGUAGAGAGUUGCUUGAUGGUGAAAUUCACGUUCCCCGAGGAAAUUUGCACUAUCGACCCGAUUUAAAUCACAUAUCUAACUCUGAGAACAGAAGUGCUGUCUUGUGUCCUAUUUGCCUCGAUGGAUUUUUUGAAGGUCAAAGGGUGAUCAAGUUAAAGUGUUCCAAACCUCACAAGUUUCACGAACAAUGUAUGAAUUAA
Melampsora larici-populina 98AG31 is the source of this 1467-nucleotide messenger RNA. RefSeq lists its product as uncharacterized. The transcript is spliced from 5 exons. Lineage: Eukaryota; Fungi; Basidiomycota; Pucciniomycetes; Pucciniales; Melampsoraceae. The record is from RefSeq and is a predicted model, not a curated record. The coding region runs from base 1 to 1467 and encodes 488 amino acids.